AUGCAGAGACUCCUUGUCUUAGAAUGGGCCGAUUUUCUGAAAGGAUUGCCCGUCUACAACAAAAGCAACUUUAGCCGAUUCCAUGCUGACUCUGUGUGUAAAGCUUCGAACCGACGUCCGUCAGUCUACCUGCCCACACGAGAGUAUCCAUCUGAACAAAUCAUCGUGACAGAAAAGACAAAUAUCCUCUUGCGCUACCUACAUCAGCAAUGGGACAAAAAGAACGCUGCCAAGAAACGAGACCAGGAGCAAGUGGAUCUAGAGGGCGAGAGCUCGGCACCUCCCCGCAAGAUCGCACGGACCGACAGCCAGGACAUGCACGAGGACACUUAA
Messenger RNA from Orycteropus afer afer, 333 nucleotides. It is a transcript of the gene DDA1, whose product is annotated as DET1 and DDB1 associated 1. NCBI's taxonomy places the organism in Eukaryota, Metazoa, Chordata, Mammalia, Tubulidentata, Orycteropodidae. Bases 1 to 333 code for a protein of 110 amino acids. The record is from RefSeq and is a predicted model, not a curated record. Gene Ontology annotation, biological process: positive regulation of proteasomal ubiquitin-dependent protein catabolic process. Gene Ontology annotation, cellular component: Cul4-RING E3 ubiquitin ligase complex. The transcript is spliced from 5 exons.